Molecule: messenger RNA, 2020 nt
Organism: Moneuplotes crassus
Lineage: Eukaryota; Ciliophora; Spirotrichea; Euplotida; Euplotidae
Source: the annotation of a GenBank genome assembly
GGGCUAGUAGGAAGAAAAGCUGAAAAGACCUUGAAACUCUUAACAAAAGAUUCAAGGAAAAAGUUAUGAACAGUGAAUACGGGUCAAUAGCUUCUCAAAAUAAAAAUAGUUCAAAUUCUUCGAAAUGAUAUGGGAUUUCAGCUGCUUCUAAAGGUUCAAAAUAAUCUUAAAAUUAGGUAUAAGGCAAAGAAGAAGACUAAGUUAGUAUUUUUGAAUAAGUCAGAAGGGAAUUUACUCAGUCUUAAUAAAACCCUUAGAAACAACACUAUAUGUCAAAAUUUCUUCAACUCAAGAUCUUCGACUCAAUCAGAGGACUCCAAACGGUUGAGAGGAAAUAGUGAGUCUAGUGCUUCAUCUACCAACUCUGUCCUACACAUGAAGAACAAUAGUUCAAUAGAAGGGUUGCAUAAUUUCAACAUGAAGACUCUUCAGAACCGGAGUCGUGAUGGAUCAGAAUACUCUUUUGACACCUAUAGCCAAAAGUCAGUACAGAGCCGUAGGAGUAAUUCUGCUGCAAUGUAUGUCGAGGAAAAGGUCAAAAUUGAUGAUACCAAAAGCUACAACCUUCCUAUGCUCCAAGAGGUCACCAAAAUAAUCAAAGAAUUUUCAAAAAUUAUCGAAAUGAGCAAAGAAAAGAGGCUAGCUUAUUUUACAGACCGAGUCGGAGCCAAGAGAAAAGCAAAGAUUUCAUUUACUAGCGAGGAAGAUAUUAAUAAAAUCAAAGCUGACAAGACUUUUAAGAUUAAUGAACGGAAUCUUCUCGGCGUUAAGAGUCCUCAAGGGUGGAUUUACAACCUGAAUAUAGGCAAUAUUAUGCAUCUCCAGCCUGUAGAUUUUGACCAAAUGCAUCUUAGUUUCAAGCCAGAAAAUGUGGUUAAGAAGACAAAUCAGGAACUGAAUAAGGAUAUAAUUUUAGAAAAGAUUGUUUACGUCACUGUUGCGUAUUUUUGCGUUGGAACUGAAUAUCGCUUCCUGAAUAGUAAGAUAGAUCCUGAUAAAUAUGGAAAGAAAGACUCUGAAAUCUGGCAUGCUAAAGCUUUGCAUAUUUGAUCAACUUUUAUGCCACCAAAUUCUCCCCUAGUAAAACAUAUCACUAAGAGUUACAUUAAGCAUCAUUUGAAGGAGAAACUAGAAGGAACUAUAGAGGAAGAGAAACAACUCAAGCCUGAUCUCUUAGAGCAAGAAGAGGAACCCACAAUUCCAAGAAAUAGUGAGAAAAAUCGACAACUUCACACUCCUGAACCAGAACUUCUAAAACAGGAUUUGAUUCAGGACGAAGAGUCAAUAAAGCAGGUAGUAGAACAUUCAAUUCCUGAUUUCUUCAAAGCUGUACCGAAACUAGCAUCUAAUAACUCCAAAAUGGACACAAUUAAGACCUCAAAAUUGGUGUUCAACCUCAACAUGAUCCCAAAAGGUUUGAAAAAGACUAAAUUCAUCUUUCUCAGGAAAGAUCCAGAAGCAGAAGAAAAGUUGAUAACGAACUUUUCACAAAUAGGUCUAGGAACCAGAUGAACAAUUUAUCACUCACUAGUACCUUCAAGAUCAGCAAGAAGAUUAUUUUUAAGAAGACAGUUAAAGAUCAGCCUAGAUCAUUGAAGCGCCUUCAUAAAAGAAAAGGUCCAUCUGUUAACAGCAGAAAGCACUCACAAGAAAGCAAAAUAUCUAAAACUCAGAGUAAGAACUUCCGGACUCAAGUAUGCUCUCCAAUUCCUAUUGGAAGCAAUUGUAUUUUCUUGAAAAUAAAGAAGAAAUCGAGGAAUCCGAAGGUCAAGAAGAAGAUACCGAAGAUAAAUUUCCUGAAGACCACAACUUUCACUAUGAACGAUGGUUUACGAGUGGUUUCGAAGAAGCCUAUUAUUCAGAUGAAGCCCAAAGCAAAGCCAAACAAGAAACUCAGCGACAGAAUCAAGAAACUAGAAAGUACUCUCCUCUGACACAGCCUGAGGAGAGGGAAAAGACUCGAAGCCGAUACUGGUGGGAGUAUCUUGCGUGAUUCAAAAAAAAGCCAGGAGGAGUCUAA